AAAAGGAGCUUUCAUUCCAAAAAAAAAUGCCCCUCGUCUCUUUUUUCCCCCAUCGAAUCAGCCUCCUUCUCCAUCGGCCUUGGCUUGGAGAUCUUCGCACGUCACCGACACAGCUUCACCUUCAAUCGCCGUAUCUUCUCAUCCACUUCGUCGCCGAAGUCUUCCUCAUGAAAUCGACAGCCUCGUUUUUAUCUUCAUGAAUCGAGCACACGAACCACAUCAACAUCAGACUGGAAUGUGAACCCAAUCGACACUUGAUCUCGUGAAUCUGUUAAACCCCCCCUCUUGAAUUCUCUCUCACAUGAGAGAAGCUUGGUUGGAAUCUUCUUUCAUUUCUCAUAUUGGUUUGUCAUCAGAUAAGUUCAUUGGUGUUUGUUUCAUCAAGUGGGUUGAAGGUGAGAUAGAGCGAAAGCAAUUGAUAUCUCUUAUAUGUCAAGGAGGAGCUUACCACAUUGGUUACUUGGAAGACAUGUAUGAAGACUACGGGAAAAAAAGAUGUGAGAGUGAUAUGGUUUUAUCGCAGUGAAGAACUCACGAAACUAUGUUAUAUUCCGGACAAAAAUGAUGGACAAAAAUGAUGAAUCAGAAGAAUUUAGGGAGCUUGUGAGUAAACAAAAAGAGCAAAACGAAGAAUCAAUGGAAAUAAUGAAGGCCAAAUAUGAACAACAAAACAUAAGAACCGAGUAGAUUAAUAAGCAAUUACAAUCGACAAUGGUUGUUAUUAGUGCUUUUCAACAACUACAAAACUAGUAGAUUAUAAAGCGUGAAUUUGUUUAUUUCAAAGUAUUUAUUUUAGAUUAGCCAUUUUCUUUUAUUCCAU
Lactuca virosa is the source of this 820-nucleotide messenger RNA. The record is from the annotation of a GenBank genome assembly. NCBI's taxonomy places the organism in Eukaryota, Viridiplantae, Streptophyta, Magnoliopsida, Asterales, Asteraceae.